GAUCAAUCAUAUACCGUUAGAUUAAACUGCUAAGAAGCAAGAUUGGGGAUUUCCCUGAACUUCGCUCUCUGCAGAUCCUAUGGGACAGUGGUGCACAAUUUGAAUGAUUUUCAAGAAAUCCUCUCUCUAAAUUCUCGUGUUUACGUGUUGAAUCUCUUGAACCAUCUAUUUGACCCAAUAAUUCCCUACUGGAUUGACUCUGGGUUCGCACUUGUUCAUGGAUUUGACUCAAUAGUUCCUGAUUCACCUUCCUCCGUUGCUGCCUCUUGUGGGUUUACUCUUUUUUGGAUGAUUUGAAGAAGGUUUAAAGUAUAUUGGUGUUUUUGAAUUAUGGGUAGUAAGGAGAUAGAUAAAUCAUCAAAAGAAGGGAAGGAUGCAAAAACACCAGCCCCUCAGGAACAGUCAUCCCCCGCUACAGGAACUGUUAAUGCGGAUUGGUCUGGAUUUCAGACAUAUUCUUCGAUGCCUCCACAUGGGUACAUGGCAUCAAGUCCUCAAGCCCAUCCUUACAUGUGGGGAGUACAGCCCAUGAUGCCACCUUAUGGCACUCCACCAUAUGUUGCCAUGUAUCCUCACGGCGGUAUAUAUGCCCAUCCAUCUAUGCCUGCGGGAUCUUAUCCUUUCAGUCCAUUUCCUAUGCCUUCGUCUAAUGGGGUUGUUGAAGCUCUUGGUAACACACAUGGAAGUGUGGAAGCAGAUGGGAAGUCUGAGGGGAAGGAAAAACUACCUAUCAAAAGAUCUAAGGGAAGUUUGGGCAGCUUGAAUAUGAUUACUGGCAAAAACGGUGAACCAAGUAAAGGCUCAGGAACAUCUGCAAACGGAGCCCAUUCGAAAAGUGCCGAAGGGGGGAGCGAUGAUUCAAGUGAAGGAAGUGAUGGAGACUCAGAAAAUGACUCACAAUUGAAUUCAGGAGCUGAAGCAUCUCAAAACGGUGGUUCCCAGAAUGGUACAGGAAAGGCACCUCAUCCAAUGUUGAACCAAACUAUGUCCAUCAUACCAAUACCAGCUGGAGGGGCUACUGGUCCAACUACAAAUUUAAACAUCGGUAUGGACUAUUGGGGUGCCGCUAACCCUUCUUCAGUUCCUACUCUGCCUGGAAAGACGCCUGUUGGGGUUGGGAUCGGUGCUGCUGGAUCACGAGACAUUCAAUCCCAUUGGCUACAGGAUGAAAGAGAGCUUAAAAAGCAAAGACGCAAACAGUCUAACAGGGAAUCUGCUCGUCGGUCCAGGCUGCGUAAGCAGGCUGAAUGCGAUGAACUAGCCCAACGUGCUGAUGGCAUAAAAGAAGAAAAUGCAACUCUUAGAUCUGAAGUCAGCCGUCUCAGAAGUGAAUAUGAGAUGCUUCUUGCUCAGAACGUUGCUCUUAAGGAAAGGCUAGGGGAAAAUGCAGGACAAGAAGAUGAUCCAAAACAGACUAAGCCAAACUGAAUAAGGAAAUUGGCUUCGGGUAAUUUAAUACUAACAGUUAUUUACAUGAAACGUGAUGUAUUGCAUAGUAUUUAGAUUCAAGAUCUGUUGAAGAACUCGGGCUUUUUUUAAGUCUCGGGUGAUCAGCUUGUCUAAUGUUCUUCACUCGUCUGGUUGCAAAUUCUUUCGGCCAUCGUUCAAGGUCGAAAACCUCCCGGAUGAUUGAUUUGAAAAUGUAGAAACUGACCCUUUCGCCAUCAGAUAAAGAAUUUCUAGAAUUCUUCCUUAUAAUUGUAGCUUAAAUGUAACUUGUAUUGUUCCCUAUCGACCAUGUUUGCUGGGAAUCAAUAAACAUUUUCGUGUUUGCUGACAUCUCUGUAUUUUUAUCUUUGAUUGUUAGUUAUUCUUUAGAAGUUUGUUUUCA
Molecule: messenger RNA, 1831 nt
Organism: Impatiens glandulifera
Lineage: Eukaryota; Viridiplantae; Streptophyta; Magnoliopsida; Ericales; Balsaminaceae
Product: bZIP transcription factor 16-like
Exons: 13
Coding region: 331-1428 (365 amino acids)
Biological process (GO): regulation of DNA-templated transcription
Cellular component (GO): nucleus
Molecular function (GO): DNA-binding transcription factor activity; sequence-specific DNA binding
Source: RefSeq, a predicted model, not a curated record